Molecule: messenger RNA, 1627 nt
Organism: Dreissena polymorpha
Lineage: Eukaryota; Metazoa; Mollusca; Bivalvia; Myida; Dreissenidae
Exons: 9
Coding region: 128-1333 (401 amino acids)
Source: RefSeq, a predicted model, not a curated record
GUGACAUGGUUUGAAUAGGAGCAGCCUUUCGCCAACUGAUAAGCCCGCCCGUUUUCCAUAACUUCGCCGCAAUUUUAGCAUAGUGUACACAGGUGUUUUUAUAAGGGUGUUUGGAAUCUAAUCUGCAAUGGCUGAUCAAGUUGGACUUUUUAUUUGGAUCAACGAUGUUCCUAUUAGUGGAAGUGUUUUGAAGUUGAGUAAUAUUGUAUUUCCCAGAAGCGAUUAUUCGUCAUAUGCUGUUGGACAAAACGUGACAGUGAAAUGUCCAGGCUUUGGGAAACAUGAUGCCGUGAUUGCUAAAAUUGGAGACGCAAGUGAGAAGAAAGAAUUUGAGAUGCUUCUAAAGGAGACAAACAUAUUCACAAGACUUCUUGAUGAAUUAAGCAUUCCUCAGGCUAAACAACAACAAAAAAUUGAUGGUGGCGACAGGAGCAAUGAGUCAGUUGAGCAUGCUGAUCCAGAUUCAAAUGUGGCACAAACGAAGACGAAAGUUAUAAAGCCAAAGGCUGUGAAAAGGAAGAUAAUUGUCAAUGAUGAUGAUCAACUGAACAGCACAAAGCAGAAGAAAUUAGAGCAAGUGGCGGAAGACUUAGCGCUAUGUGAUUUAUCACCACCUAGGCUUGAGGACACUGGAUGUUUGUUCAGUACAAGCAUGGCAGUACUCGCUGACACUCCAGUAAAAAAAAAUACUAGUAUGCCCACUUCCUCUCCACGACCAUCACCUCCAGUCACGCCAAGACGAUUUUCCCCACGACACCAAUACCAGUGCUGUAAUCAUCAGCAAGAGUUGUUUAGUUUGAGAGCGUCGGUUACCAGCCUAGAGUAUUGGUGCAAACAGAUGUGGAAUGAUUUAGCUUCUGUUAAAACUGAAUUGGCGAACCUGAAGCAGGCAAACAUUUGCAGUACACCCAGGCAUACUGGUACACAGGAUAGCAGCAAGCCUGUUGGAUCUCCAAACAGCACAAUCAAUGUACUACAGACUACCCCCAUGUCUAGUGCAUCAGCAUCAGCUAGUGCUGCUUCCUCUAUUGGAACAUAUCGAGGUUACACCAAGAGUCAAGUAGUGGCUGAAAUUGCGCUGUGCAAAAAUUACAAGAAGGCCACAGCAAAGGUGUUCCGAAUGCUGUUCAACAAGGAGGAGGUGCAGGGAAGAUCUCUAAGUGGUCAGAGGGGAAACAGUGGCGAUGCAAGACCACAAAUUGAAGACAGGCAAAAACUGUCCUUUUUACAAGAAUGCAUCAUGGAGGGUUUCCCAGCAUGCUCAAAAGACUCUAUCAACAUCGUGUUAAGACACUUGUUGAAGCCAUCAAGAAACAAUUUAAAUGAUAAUUAAUAUGUAUAUUUCUGUGUUUUUUUAUGUCCCUCAGUCUGUACAGGGGACAUAUUGUUUUUGCCCUGUCUGUUUGUUUGUUUGCGUCAAACUUUAACUUUUGCCAUAUUGAAGAUAGGAACUUGAUAUUUGGCAUGCAUGUGUAUCUCGUGGAGCUGCAUAUUUUGAGUGGUGAAAGGUGAAGGUCAUCCCUCAAGGUCAAAUACAUGGGGGACACAGUGUUUCACAAACACAUCCUGUUUAUAUUUUCAUUCAUGUAUACACGAAAAAAUAUUAUAAAUAUAUACAAUAUUUCUU